Messenger RNA from Dermacentor silvarum, 912 nucleotides. RefSeq lists its product as uncharacterized. Bases 32 to 787 code for a protein of 251 amino acids. The transcript has 3 exons. The record is from RefSeq and is a predicted model, not a curated record. Lineage: Eukaryota; Metazoa; Arthropoda; Arachnida; Ixodida; Ixodidae.
UUUGAAAUGCACAGGUGGGGCAUGCGCAUCUAUGGAUUCCUUGGUGGAGCAGUUCCCAUCCUUGGGAGAGUCCAUGCUGGGUCGCAAGCCCCCCGGCUACUUCUCCAGCAGCACAUCUUACUCGGAUUUCAGCGACACUGCCAGUGCCACGUCAGAGUACAGUGUAUCCGGUGGUGCCAAACCAAAGGCAGGAGCAGCUGCAUCGCGGCUAGCAGCUCAGUUUUCAGACCACUCGUCAGGCGUGCAAGGCAUCGGUCGGGGGUUGCCGAUGCCAGAAACAGGUGGCGUACCGAUGCCUGGAAGAAGUGGCGGACCGAUGCCCGGAACAAGUGGCAUACCGAUGCCCGGAACAAGUGGCGUACCGAUGCCCGGAACAAGUGGCGUACCGAUGCCCGGAAGAAGUGGCGUACUGAUGCCAGGAACAAGUGGUGCACGAUGCCAGGAACAAGUGGCGUGCCGAUGCCAGGAACAAGUGGUGCACCGAUGCCAGGAACAAGUGGCGUGCCGAUGCCAGGAGCAAGGGGCGUACAGAGCCCGGGGAGUGGCCCUGCCAUCCGAAUGCCAAGGCAGCCCCCCAACACUGCGCCAAUUUACAUCAGGGUCCGGAAGCCGCCGCCUUCGGAUGACUCUCUUGGAAAAGGUGCGUUGGUUCUGGGCGCCUUGUGAAGGCCCCAACAACCCUGUCGGCGUGCCUUACGUCACAAAAACUGUGAUGGAACUGGUGACAAGUGUGUCUUCCACAUUUUUUUUUAAUUCUAGGGAACCUGUUGUUUUUUCUUUUUGUUGAUGUCAGAAGUGAACUGGUGACAGCGUGACAAGAGUAUCUUCUCAUUUUUAAAAAAAUGUUCUAGCAUACCUGUUUGUUUUGUUUAUGUCAGAAGUCUUGACCUGUUUUGUUGUGUGAAAUAAAUG